AUGUUUAAUCUUUAGAAUGGCUUUGAUUUAGAAUAAGAUAUCGAAUUGAAGGCAGUGUAGAAUGAAGACUUUGAACAAUAAUAUUUGGGACAAUGUCUGAGGGAUUCAAAGAAGGAAUAUCAGUUAUUACCUCACCUUGUUAGCAGAACAUUGAGUGCCUAAAAUUUAGAAGCCAAAUAUUUGCAUAGUCCGAAUUCCUUUCACUCAAAUUCAGACGAGAACAUAUUGGCUUCGAAUGUCCAAACCCCUAAAUUAGCUGUUUUAUAAACAAGAGAUUCAAGCAAAAGAAAAAGUUAGACGAAUGCUUAAACAAGUUUUAUGUCUUUUUUUUACAUUGGGAGGUUUGUAGAGAAAUUGUCACUCAAUCGCAAACGAUUGGGCUGUUUAAAUGAGGCUCAUUUUAAUCUAAUUGGGGACAAGGCAUCAGAUGUGUAUGAAAAAUCCUUUAUUCUCUUAGGCAAAACUUAUUUACUUAUUCAAAGCGAGUAAGUUAAUCUGGAAUUAAUCUGAAGAGAAUGAAAACUCUAUUCGAUAGAGAUGCAGAGAUCAGGGACAGCACUACUCUUGAGUAAGUGAAGGAAGACUUGAGAAGACUUAGAAAACCAAUUGUUAAUUGCAUCAAUACAAUAAUCCAUAAAAUCCCCAUCAUUCAACCAGAAUCCCUAUUCAAAAUGUACUGGGAUUUCUUUACAUCCUUUUUUAGGAUCAUCCUUCUCAUCUUGGUUCCUCUAGAAAUCGCCUUCAAACCUGAAAUUCUCUUUAACAAUCUCAUUUCAAUCACCUAUGUCAUUCUAAUGAUACUGCAAUUGGACUUUCUCAUAAGAAUCAACACUCUCACUUACAAAAAUGGGAUAGCAAUCAAAGAUAAAUGGGAAUUGGUUAUACAUCAAUUAAAAAAGGAGUUUCUUACUGACUUUUCCACUUCUUUAAUCUUGAUAAUAUUUAUGAUCAUUCCCGACAUGAAAACUAAAGCAAACCUAUUUUUGCUAUUAAUCUUAGCCUAACACAAAUACGUAUAUGAGACAUUUGCCAAAAGUGAUCAAAUUUCGUACUUAACAAGACCACAAAGAGGUAUUUUUGGAUUGCUGAAAUUCAUCCUAACCCUUCUCUACAUCCUACAUUUGUUCAGUUGCAUCUGGUUCUACUUCAGUAGUAUCAGCAUUGAAGAUUCGUGGAUUAGAUUUAACGAUCUGGAGGAUAAGAGUUGGGAGGAAUAGUAUUUGUAAGCACUUUACUUUGCAGUUGUGACUAUGUUAACAAUUGGUUACGGUGACAUGGUACCCAAGAAUGCAAUUGAAAAGAUAGUCACUAUGGUGUUUGUAUUAGGAGCAUGUANUUAGUAAAUUUAAUAAUGAUUGUUUUUUCGAAACUGAAUUAUUUAUUAAAUGUUUAAUCUUUAGAAUGGCUUUGAUUUAGAAUAAGAUAUCGAAUUGAAGGCAGUGUAGAAUGAAGACUUUGAACAAUAAUAUUUGGGACAAUGUCUGAGGGAUUCAAAGAAGGAAUAUCAGUUAUUACCUCACCUUGUUAGCAGAACAUUGAGUGCCUAAAAUUUAGAAGCCAAAUAUUUGCAUAGUCCGAAUUCCUUUCACUCAAAUUCAGACGAGAACAUAUUGGCUUCGAAUGUCCAAACCCCUAAAUUAGCUGUUUUAUAAACAAGAGAUUCAAGCAAAAGAAAAAGUUAGACGAAUGCUUAAACAAGUUUUAUGUCUUUUUUUUACAUUGGGAGGUUUGUAGAGAAAUUGUCACUCAAUCGCAAACGAUUGGGCUGUUUAAAUGAGGCUCAUUUUAAUCUAAUUGGGGACAAGGCAUCAGAUGUGUAUGAAAAAUCCUUUAUUCUCUUAGGCAAAACUUAUUUACUUAUUCAAAGCGAGUAAGUUAAUCUGGAAUUAAUCUGAAGAGAAUGAAAACUCUAUUCGAUAGAGAUGCAGAGAUCAGGGACAGCACUACUCUUGAGUAAGUGAAGGAAGACUUGAGAAGACUUAGAAAACCAAUUGUUAAUUGCAUCAAUACAAUAAUCCAUAAAAUCCCCAUCAUUCAACCAGAAUCCCUAUUCAAAAUGUACUGGGAUUUCUUUACAUCCUUUUUUAGGAUCAUCCUUCUCAUCUUGGUUCCUCUAGAAAUCGCCUUCAAACCUGAAAUUCUCUUUAACAAUCUCAUUUCAAUCACCUAUGUCAUUCUAAUGAUACUGCAAUUGGACUUUCUCAUAAGAAUCAACACUCUCACUUACAAAAAUGGGAUAGCAAUCAAAGAUAAAUGGGAAUUGGUUAUACAUCAAUUAAAAAAGGAGUUUCUUACUGACUUUUCCACUUCUUUAAUCUUGAUAAUAUUUAUGAUCAUUCCCGACAUGAAAACUAAAGCAAACCUAUUUUUGCUAUUAAUCUUAGCCUAACACAAAUACGUAUAUGAGACAUUUGCCAAAAGUGAUCAAAUUUCGUACUUAACAAGACCACAAAGAGGUAUUUUUGGAUUGCUGAAAUUCAUCCUAACCCUUCUCUACAUCCUACAUUUGUUCAGUUGCAUCUGGUUCUACUUCAGUAGUAUCAGCAUUGAAGAUUCGUGGAUUAGAUUUAACGAUCUGGAGGAUAAGAGUUGGGAGGAAUAGUAUUUGUAAGCACUUUACUUUGCAGUUGUGACUAUGUUAACAAUUGGUUACGGUGACAUGGUACCCAAGAAUGCAAUUGAAAAGAUAGUCACUAUGGUGUUUGUAUUAGGAGCAUGUAAUCAUCUAAAUAUACUGUUUAGGCUUGUGGGUGUCUUAUAGUGUAAACUUCAUAGGUAGCAUUAUUGACGAUAUUACAUAAAAUCAAGUUGAAAGGAAUCGAAAGAUGAGAGUCAUAAAUAAAUACAUGAAUUAGAGAAAGAUACCCUAUAGUUUAUAACAUCAGUAUAAAUUUGGAUAAAUUCUUAUUUAGGGUUAAAGAAUACUUAACCUUUAGAUGGAAGGAAGACGAUGAAGUCGAUCUUGAAAUUGAAUAGACUUUAUUAGAGCAAUUGUCGGAUGAGUUGAAAGAAGAACUAGAUAAGUAGGCUCAUAAGGUAUACAUUGAGAAGUCAGAAUUCCUAUAGAAAUAUUUUAGUGAGGAAUUGAGAAAUGCUCUAUUCAAAUCCAUCAAGCGAAAGAUUAUUCCUCCUUAGAAUACAUUUUCAACAGAAUUUGCGAAUUAAUAACAUCUGUGCUUUGUUGAAUAAGGGUUCAUAGUGUAUCAACAUCCAGAUCGAAAACAGAGAUCUAAGAUGAAUGCCGUCAUCAACCAAGGUCAAUUUUUUUGUGUGAAUAAUUUCAUAACCAAUAAUCCUUAACUUGAUCUCUUUAAAGCCAUAGGAUAUGCAAGUUUAUUGAUACUAUCCAAAUCAGAUUUCAUUGAAACAUUAAAAGAUUACCCUGAAGAUUUUUAGAAAUAUUGUUAAUUAAAAGAUAACAUGACCUUAAGUUAUGCUCCACCAACAUUAGAAAAUGGAGUAUUUUGUCCAGCUUGCUAGAAUUUUAAACAUCCUCUGAAUAGAUGUCCUUAGGUUCAAUUUGUACCAAAUAGAGAAGCAGUAAUCAAAAAAUAUUGUAUGACUGAGAAUUAAAAGUAAAAUAAGGAGUAUCCUCGAUAAAAUAAAAUAAUCUCAGAGUGGCAAACCUGGGCCAAUAAAGAUUUAACAAGUCAGUAUGCAUCUGUGUUUCAAAAUGAAAAUUAAUAGGCGAUUGCUAUGUAAUCUAAAAUUCAAUUGAACUUUGAAUAUGGAUCUGAUACAAAUUCAUCAGUUGAUGAUGCGGCUUCACCUGGCAUUAAGAUUCCACAAAAUUCCCCUAUUUUUUAAGCAUAACACAUUAAACAAUCGAGAAAAAGUAGACUCGUUUAGGAUCCACAAUUUUAGAAUAAGGCAGACUCUCGUUAAAAUCUAAACCUAGCUCUCUAGAAUAGGAAACAAUCUAUUUUAACUGCAGGUAUCUCUUUGGGUUUUGCAAAGACCAACACACCUAAAAAUAAAAUAGAGAUUCCCUUGAUUGACGAGAUUAAAGAGAGUGACAGUUCAUCGAGUAGUGGUGAAAGUGAGGAAUCAACGGAGAAGUAGAAGGUGAUUGAUUAUAAGAAAUUAGUAGAGAAGAGAGCUUAGGCUACUCAAGAUUUCAAUGAUAAUAUGACCGAUAACAUCACUAAUUUAUAUCAUCAAUUGCAAACACAAUUAGAAGUGAAUGAGAAUGAUGUUAUAGCUAAAAAAGCCUUGCAACAAUUUGAACCUCUUUAUUGGUAAUUCAACUAAUAAAAAUUUGAUGAUUUUGAAACAAAGUCUUAAUUUGAUUAUUACUUCAAUAAACAAAAUGCUGAGGAUGUCAUUUAGUUAAUGAAGGAGGAUAUUUUUGGAUGGCAAACAACCAUUUUGGAUAGGAUGAGGAAGUUCAUGCUCUAUCCGUUUUAAUAUGUAUUAAAUUUCUUGAAAUUGAGGAGGAAUGAUAAACUAAAAUUUGUAGCACCUUUAAAAAUGGUUGCGAAAAUAAAGAACACUUUAGAAACAUUAAAGAAGACCUUGAAAAAAAAGAAAGAAUAAAUUGUUAGAUCGAGUCUGAAGUUCAAUUCUGUGGCUCCAGAUGAAAAUAAAACGAAAGGGGAAUAAAGGAAAUGGGUAGUUUGA
Molecule: messenger RNA, 4620 nt
Organism: Paramecium octaurelia
Lineage: Eukaryota; Ciliophora; Oligohymenophorea; Peniculida; Parameciidae
Source: the annotation of a GenBank genome assembly